CUACCAGCUUCCAGCUCACACCAUGAGCUCCUUGGUGGCUGCAGCCAGAGCUUUGCGGCUCUCUGUGCUCUCUGCUCGGACACUGGAGCUGCGACACCACCACCUCUCUGUUUCCAGCAGAAACCUGAACGUCCAGGCGACCACCGAGGCUGGGAAGCUGAAGAGCAUCGAUGACCUGCCUGGUCCCAGUUUAUCCACCACUCUCUACUGGUUAUUCGUCAAAGGAUACGCAGACAAGAGCCACUUACUGCAGGAUGUCCAGAAGAGCCUUUACGGGCCCAUCUGGCGCUCCAGAUUCGGCCCCUUCGACAUCGUCAACGUGGCGACUCCGGAGCUCAUCGCUCAGGUGAUCCAACAGGAGGGCCGCUACCCGCUCCGAGUCGAGCUGUCUCACUGGAAGGAGUACCGGGACCUGAGAGGUCAGGCCUACGGGCUGCAUGUGGACACAGGACCGGAGUGGUACCGCAUCCGCAGCGCCCUGAACCCUAAGAUGCUGAAGCUGCGGGAAGUGUUGGCCUACGCCCCCAUCAUCCACCAGGUGGUCGGAGAUCUACUGCGACGCGUCGAGCUCCUCCGCAGUCGCAGCGAGGACCAGGCCACCGUUUCAGACAUUACUGCUGAGCUCUACAGGUUCGGCUUUGAAGGUAUCUCCUCCAUCUUGUUUGAGACCAGGUUGGGCUGCCUGGAGGAGGAGAUCCCCGUUGACAUGCAGCGCUUCAUCACCGCCGUCAAUGACAUGCUGACGCUGUCUGAGAUUGUGAUCCUCUUCCCUCGCUGGAGCCGCAGCGUCCUCCCCUUCUGGAGACGCUUCGUCCAGGCCUGGGACGACCUCUAUGACGUAGCGCAAUCCCUCAUCAACAGGAGGAUCGCUGAAAUCCAAGCUCAGGUGUCCAGCGGCAAGCCGGCGGAGGGCAUUUACCUCACCUACCUGCUGUCCUGUGACAGGCUGAGCAGAGCCGAGGUCUACAUCAGCAUCACUGAGCUGCUGCUGGGAGGGGUCGACACGACCUCCAACACACUGUCGUGGGCGCUGUACCACUUAGCGAGGGACCGCAGGGCUCAGGAUCGACUUUACAGAGAGGUGGACUCUGUGUGUCCGGACAGACGGGAGCCAACCACAGAGCACCUGAGCAGGAUGCCCUACCUGAAGGCCGUCAUCAAGGAGACGCUACGCCUUUAUCCCGUGGUUCCUGGAAACGGACGCUUUAUUUCAGACAAUGAGGUGAUCGUGGGAAACUACCGGUUCCCAAAGAAGACUCAGUUCCAUCUGUGUCAUUACGCAGCCUGUCACAAUGAAGCAGAGUUCGUAGACGCAGAGCUCUUCGUCCCGGAGCGCUGGCUCCGUGCCGAGGCGGCCAGCAGCGUCUGUGGCAGGGCGGCGCCCGGCUUCUACCAGCACCACCCGUACAGCUUCAUCCCCUUCGGAGUCGGGGUGCGAGCCUGUGUUGGGAAGAGGGUGGCGGAGAUGGAGAUGUACUUUGCUCUGUCCAGGCUAAUGCAGCACUACGAGGUCCAGCCUGAACAUGGUGCACCGCUCGUGGAGCCGAAAACUCGAACCCUGCUCAUCCCCGCAAAGCCCAUCAACCUGCGCUUCCUGUCCAGAAGCUGAUGAGGCUGCAACAAUUUAAUGUGUGAAACGCACGUCCAACAACGCGUGGUGCACGAGAGGUGUUUAAUGAGAUGUUUAACCUGAGCUGUAAAUGUCUGCACACACUUUUACAGUAGAAAUAAGAACAUAAAUGACUUAAUUAAGGGAGCAAAUUAAAGGUCAAAUCUGGUGUUUGUCACCCUGGAUGUGGGAGGAUUCUCACCAGAGUCCAUGUGAAGAACACCAAAUACUGGAGUGAAGUCAGCACAUAAAUCACUCAUUUCAAUGAAUGAUAUGCAACUUGAGGAUAGAGAUUAAUUAUUAUAUAUAAUUAUUUUCCUGAAACCUACAGGACUCAACACACACACACACACACACACUCUCCUCAGUCUUUUAUUGUUUAACUUCACUUAAUGCUCAUACUUUGCCGUCUUUGUACAGACAUGUUGUUUAUUAUUGCUGACGGGAUUUCAUUUCUCAAUUUUAACAUAGCCACAGGCUGAUGUGAAAUACCUGGUUUGUGUGUGUGUGUGCACUGCCCCCCUCUGACAGCUUAUGUUUUUAAUAACUCUCUAUAGCCAUGGUUUUAUUAUCUACUGCUGAAUUUAUCUGCUGCUCACCACUAUGAAACCCAUUUCACAUCCAACACAAUGUUUUUAUUUGAACUUUUAACAUGAACUCAACUUUAAGGAGGUGAGAGGCAAGAUAGGAGACAGGGAAGGAAACAAAAAGGCAAUGAAGGAAAGGAGGUUUUCAGACUGAAUUCUGUGCACUCAACGGCUCUUUUCUGUUUCAUUUGAUAUCAAACAGUGCUUAAAUCACAGCUAAAGCUACACACAUUUUUCUUUUUACACAAAGCAGUGAUUUAACAACAACUUUAAAGAGUCUCCACAGGUUUUUAUGGGUGAUUAAUGAUAACUUGUUCAUAAAAAGCGGUGAAAGAGAUGAAAUGCCCUCUGUUAGGCCAUAUUCUCUGUAACACUACUGUAAUAUUCCUAUGGAGAUCUUAUUGUGAUGAUACAAAUAAAAAUCAAUAUUUUCUAUGUA
This is a messenger RNA of Sebastes umbrosus (honeycomb rockfish), 2635 nucleotides long. RefSeq names its product sterol 26-hydroxylase, mitochondrial. Bases 23 to 1609 code for a protein of 528 amino acids. The record is from RefSeq and is a predicted model, not a curated record. NCBI's taxonomy places the organism in Eukaryota, Metazoa, Chordata, Actinopteri, Perciformes, Sebastidae. The transcript has 9 exons. Gene Ontology annotation, cellular component: mitochondrial inner membrane. Gene Ontology annotation, biological process: cellular response to peptide hormone stimulus; cortisol metabolic process; C21-steroid hormone biosynthetic process. Gene Ontology annotation, molecular function: heme binding; oxidoreductase activity, acting on paired donors, with incorporation or reduction of molecular oxygen; monooxygenase activity.